AGUCUUGAUGGAGACACAUUAUCAGUGAUAGAAAACCCUGCGGCUGUCAGUCACUCGUUUCGGUCUGAGACAAAACCAGGAGUUGCAGGGACCAAAGGAGUCCAGGGCUGGUUAAAGGGCAUUCAUUCCACGACUCACGCUCACAGACUGGUGAGGCUGCUGGCAGCCGUGUGUGCGGUCGGACUCCUGGGAGGCUUAGUUGUAGGUGUCUGGUUUCUAGUCAAACUUCUGCUAAGGCCAUCCACUUCCCAAACUCCAGUAGGACUCGAGGAUACAAAGGAAACAUCUUUCUGCAAUGUGACUGAGGAUGUUUCUAUCUCUGACCCAAGGAAAGGUUCAGUGUUUUACAGAAUCAGCCAAGAGAACUCUCUCCUGGAGAUACAGCUUGACAAGCAGCCUUCGUGGCUGCCGGUGUGCUAUGAGAGGUGGAACUCUUCGCUGGGAACACUAGUCUGCAGAGAGCUGGGUUAUCUGAGACUAACCAAGCAUAAAGGGGUGAAUCUAACUGAUAUCGGGCCAAACUACACUGACGGCUUUAUACAAAUCACCUCUGAGCACAAGAGCAAUCUGGAAACUAUGUGGCAGUUCAGGAAGAGCUGUGUCACAGGGAAGGUUAUCUCCUUGCAAUGUUUUGAGUGUGGAACGAGAGCAAAGCUGCCCAGGAUAAUAGGGGGAGUUGAGGCUACGCUGGGCAGGUGGCCCUGGCAGGUCAGCCUCUACUACAGCAACCGCCACACCUGCGGAGGCUCCAUCAUCACCAGUCAAUGGAUAGUAACAGCUGCCCACUGUGUGCACAACUACAGGCUACCUCAGGUGUCCAGCUGGGUGGUCUACGCAGGCAUCGUGACCCGCAAAGCUGCUAAAAUGUCUCAGCAUACAGGAUAUGCGGUGGACAAAAUCAUUUACAACAAGAACUACAACCACAGGAGCCACGACAGCGACAUAGCUCUGAUGAAACUACGAACGCCGCUCAACUUCUCAGAUACAAUCAGGCCCAUCUGCCUGCCUCUGCAUGGCUACGACAUCCCAGGUGGUACACAGUGCUGGAUUUCUGGAUGGGGAUACACACAGCCUGAUGGUGUUCACUCACCUGACACUCUGAAAGAGGCGCCAGUUCCUAUAAUAAGCACAAAGAAAUGUAACAGCACCUGCAUGUACAAUGGAGAGAUCACUUCCCGAAUGCUCUGCGCCGGCUACACCGAGGGGAAAGUGGAUGCAUGUCAGGGGGACAGCGGGGGUCCUCUGGUUUGCCAAGAUGAGAACACAUGGAGACUAGUAGGGGUCGUCAGCUGGGGGACAGGCUGUGCUGAGCCAAAUCAUCCCGGGGUUUACUCCAAAGUGUCUGAAUUUUUGAGAUGGAUCUAUGAUGUGGUUGAGAUGUCCAAGGCUGGCAGCACAGAGGAUGUUUUACGGCAAGUCAACCAGUUCUGGUCGAUGCUGGACGACCUCUCCCAAACAGACCCAGCAGCCUACCGAAAGUUAAUCGAGAAACAGAUGAAGGAAGGAGCUGAAUUCAGAGCACCGCCUGAGCUCCACUCCUGUUUGUGCACUCAAAUACUGGCACCAAAAAAGGGCUUGCUGUACAUUAACAUAUGCAGCUGGAAACGUGUGCCUGCACCCCAGGAUGUUAGCAGCAGCUUACCAGUGUGUGCGGGAAAACUGGAAACAGGCACAAAAGAAAAUCAAGGUUGGUAUGCCGUGAUGGAUGUGGCAUUAAAUCCUGCGGUGCUGCAGGAGAGCAGGGAAGAUAAAGCAGACAUUAACAAUGUCUAUUUGCUGGCUUUGAACUUUGCCCAGCAGCAGCAUGGGUGGCAGUUAUCUCCAGAGUACAGUCUUGUUAACUGCAGCCCAGAGAGCAGCACAGAUGACUUACGGCGUCGGCUUGGGCUUCAGAUGGGGCCUAACAUCUCCGAUCAACCAGAAAGGGUUAUCCAGAGUCCGGUUGCCCUCCUGCAACAAAUCUCCUUCGCUCGAUCAGAGAAACAAGACAAAGGCUCUGGGUCCCAAAUUACCAGCGCGCCCGUGGAGCACGUUAAAAAAAAUUUGAUUGAGGUAAUCUCCACCACCUCUGUGGAGCCCCAGAGGCCAGAGUACCAACUUGAGGUGAAGACUGAUACAGCAGGAGUUCCUCGCAGCGUGGAACUGACAGUGGAGCUGCCAAAGGUCCGCUCUAUGUCAGAGUGCCAGCUGAGAGUUUCUAAGGACGACGUCUUACUGGAAGUGGAGGAUGUUUACUAUUUACUUCUGCAGCUACCGAAACUUGUCAAGGAGGACAGCGCCUCUGCUGUCUUCAACAAGAAGAAACGAAGACUUUGCUUCAAAGUGGAUGUUUUGUGA
Messenger RNA from Menidia menidia (Atlantic silverside), 2337 nucleotides. Lineage: Eukaryota; Metazoa; Chordata; Actinopteri; Atheriniformes; Atherinopsidae. The record is from the annotation of a GenBank genome assembly.